AUGAGCCUAGAGAACGACGGCAGCAGUUCUAAUUCCACUAGUGGCGAUGGCUCUAUUGAAUUCCCUGAUACUCCCAAGAUUAAUGCUAGUAACAGCGAAGAUUCCUGCACAUGGUACUCAGGUGGUGUUUGUUCGCGCCCUCGCUCGUGCUUUGACUGCCUCAACGUUGUGGUCCCUGGUCAAGAAUGUGCCGUCAGCGCCUAUGGCGAAUGUAUGAAUUCUUACAUGCUCUCCAAUGUCGGAGGUUAUCCAAUGAAUAGAUUCACUUACUGCUCAAAUAAUGACGCACUUUGCUCGGGCUGUCAAGAGAAUUGGAUCAGAGACUACCAAGCAGGAAUGGCUCUGGAAGCGAACGCUGUGUGUGUAGGCGACAAUGGCUGCAUCUGUAUCGCAGCGUGUGUCGUACCCAAUCGCGAUGAUAGUAUUGUGGAGAACUGGUGUAUCCCAGCGCUAGCGGGUACUCACUUCCAGUUGGUAGCUGGAUUAGUAGCUGGUACCAUCGCACUAUUCGUAGUUUCUAUUGUACUUGCCAAGCGUCAACUAGCACGGCGCCAACAACAAGAUACAGCGAACCAAGAAGCACGUAAUGCCGCAAACGCAGCUCGUCGAGCAGCACGUCGACCUGCAGCUGUUGCUCGCUUACCUCAAUUGACCUUAUCGGGUUGGACAGGUAUGCGCGAGAAACUCGUUUCUAACGAACAGAUCCGAUUGGCGGGAGGAAGUACAACAACAGUGCCAUCACUAGCAACUUCAUCAUCUGUACCAUCUCCUACUGAAGAACAGGGGGACGCUUACCGAGAAAUAUUGCCUCGAGAGGACAUCAUACGCCGCGAAAUGUAA
Molecule: messenger RNA, 840 nt
Organism: Plasmopara halstedii
Lineage: Eukaryota; Oomycota; Peronosporomycetes; Peronosporales; Peronosporaceae
Exons: 2
Coding region: 1-840 (279 amino acids)
Source: RefSeq, a predicted model, not a curated record